UGGACACCAGAACUUCUCUAAUGAAAGCUACUGCCCAGGACACUUACCCUUUAACUUCCUGUGCUACUGACCUAGGCUCUCACUUAUUGCACAGGUUAUGAGUUGUGACCAACCGAUCCCAUGGUGUACAACAUCCUUCCUGCUUCCAAGGUGAAGAGUAAUAGUAAUUGUGCUGCUACAUUGUUCUCCACCAACCAUUUCACCAUGUUUAGAGUGUUGGAAUGUUGGUUUGUUCCUACUGGGGCUUCUAUCUAGUUUAACAUGCAUGCUCCCAAGUUUCCUGUCUCUUGUGCCAAUGCAGCACUGGGUGACGGUUCACUCUUUCUUCCAGCCUAUUGACAGAAUGUCUGGACACGGCAAGAGGAAGGCAAAGCCCUGGUCUUCAAGAUCCCAGUCAAAGAGGGCUGGUUUGCAAUUCCCCGUGAGCCGUGUCCACCGGUACCUGAAGAAGGGGCGCUAUGCAGUGAGAAUAAGCCCCAGUGCUGCAGUCUACCUGGCCUCUGUGCUACAGUACCUGAGUGCUGAAGUGCUGGAGGCAGCAGGGUAUGUGACCCAGGCAAAGGGGUACCAACGCAUCAUGCCAAGGCAUAUCCUGCUGGGCAUUAAGUGUGACGACGAACUGCAUAAACUGUUCAACCAUGUGACUAUUCCCCAAGGAGGUGUCCCGCCCAGAAUUGAGAAGCCGCUUCUGACCAAGAAAACCAAUAAAAAGUCUGUGAGUAGAAAGAGAGCUGCCCCCUGCUAGUUCCCCUCCAGCUGCAGCUGAACCUGGAAAUGAGGAGUGGGGUCUGGCUCACUGAGACUGGAUUUCUGUGCUACAGGCUUCACUUGGUGCACUUGGUUUGUGUGUUGCUGCUAAAGAAUAUUUAUUCAGAUUGGUGAUU
Messenger RNA from Trachemys scripta elegans, 884 nucleotides. Its product is annotated as late histone H2A.1-like. The record is from RefSeq and is a predicted model, not a curated record. The transcript has a single exon. Gene Ontology annotation, molecular function: DNA binding; protein heterodimerization activity; structural constituent of chromatin. Bases 266 to 745 code for a protein of 159 amino acids. Lineage: Eukaryota; Metazoa; Chordata; Testudines; Emydidae. Gene Ontology annotation, cellular component: nucleosome.